AGCUGUUCACACACUGGUUAUAAAUAAUAUACGCCCCUUCUAUGUAUUAAUGCGAAUAAUGCACGCAUUUUUUUUUUUUAAAGAAUGAUUUAUUUAUACGAAUUAUUCAUACGAUCGCUCUUCUCUUUUUAUUUGCCUUGCUGCCGCGGUGGCUAAGCACCAGGUACUUCCUGCUCCUGUCGAAAAGAAAGGUGUUUCUGUGCGCUACGUGGCCACCUGUGAGAGUAGGUGUGUUUGAUGGCGCUGCGCAGAACGAUACGCCUAUGACAUCAGAGUACCGCGAGAGCACAUCUUUCGAAUCAUUCUCGCGGUACUUUGAAGUCAUAGGCCGGUCGGUCUGCGUAGCGCCGCAUAAAGUCAAACAUACCUACUAGCGACAGUGGCGGUACUGACAGAUUCGCGAUGGCUGCUGAAGUACAGCAGGUGUUUGACAAAAAUGUCAGCGCGAUCGACAAGACGGAGAGCGUGCUGGAAAACCAAAACGACACGGAGAGUCACGAGCUCCACUCUGACGAAGAUUGUAAGUCUUGUGAGAAAGAUGAGGAAACACAGAAGUCCUGGAUUACAGAGAACAACUGGGGCUUUACUUUAGAGGAGCUCUUCGGGAUCGCGCUGAAGUUCUUUAAAGAGAUGAAUGGAAAAGCCUUCAACCCAACAUAUGAAGAAAAGCUCCGUUUGGUUGCACUACAUAAACAGAUCACAAUUGGACCUUUUAACCCAGACGCCUGUCCAGAAAUUGGGUUCUUUGAUGUAUUGGGAAAUGACAGAAGGAAAGAAUGGUUACGGCUGGGUAACAUGGCCAAAGAGGACGCCAUGGAGGACUUUGUGAAGCUUUUGAACUCUUGCUGCAGUCUGUUUGCUCCAUAUGUCACGUCACUUAAGAUAGAGAAGGAGGAUCAAGAGAAACGACAAAAAGCAGAGGAAGAGCGUCUGAGGCUCGAGAGAGAGGAACAGGAACGACAACGGUUGGAAGAGGAGGCGCGCCGCAGGGAGGAAGAAGAGAGGAGGAAACAGGAAGCGGAGCAGAUGAGGAAAGACGGGAUUGAAAGGUUACAGAUAGAGCACCAAAAACAUCAGAUCAUGGCUGUUUUGAAUGCACAAACGACUGUGCAGUUUCAACAGUAUGCCAAACAGCAAUUCCCAGACAAUCCAGAACAACAGCAGAUACUGAUUAAACAACUACAGGAACAGCACUACCAACAAUACAUGCAGCAGGCUCUCCGCCUGCAACAGAUGGCCUUGCAAAAACAGCAAAAGGACUCAGCUCAAUCACCCGAGGCUUCGCCUUCUGAAUUAAAUGAUGUGGCAUCCACCUGCAAUUCCAACAGCCAAUCAAAUUCAUUAGACACUCAAGAGCAUCAAGCCGACUCAAAAAACUUUCGUUUGGUAGUAGAAGGCAAACCAGGAGAGGUAUCUGUUGUGGCCCCAUCUAUGUGGACGAGACCUCAGAUAAAGGAGUUUAAGGAAAAGGUGUUGUACGAUAAGGAAUCUGUGAUUACGGUGGGCCGAGGAGAGGUGUUGACCGUACGGGUGCCCACUCAUGAGGAGGGCUCACACCUCUUUUGGGAAUUUGCCACCGAUCACUACGACAUUGGUUUUGGGCUGUACUUUGAGUGGAAUGAUUUGACAACACCAGCAAGCGACAAAAAUGAAGGGGAAUCUGCUGCUGAAACUAAAGACGGAACAGCACAGGUUGAAGGAGAGAAAGAACGUGAAGAAUGCAGACUUCCGCUGGUUAAUGAAGUGGUUCCUGUUUCUCGCCGAGACAGUCAUGAUGAAGUGUAUGCGGGCAGUCACCAAUAUCCUGGUCAGGGAGUUUACCUUCUGAAAUUUGACAAUUCCUACUCGCUCUGGAGGCCGAAGGUCGUCUAUUACAGAGUUUAUUACACCAGAUAAACAUCACUGAGACAAACCACAUCUUAAAAGACCAGGUGUUCAAUUCAGAUGCAAGAUGUUGAGCAUUUGAUUGUGAUAACAGUAAUGUUUUUUUUUUUAGUUACAGCCUGCUCAAGAAAUUAAUUUUUUUUUUUUGGCUUGUUUACUGAGAGAUCCUGCUUUGGCUUCCUAGUCCAAAACUUGAGAGUCAUGAUAUGCACAACAAACAUAAUUUGUUUUUUUAUAUUGUGGAUAAACUAUUUCAAUGUUUCUAAUUAUAUUUUAAUGAUUGUGUUAAAUCAAUGAAGGAAUGGUGUGUAAAAAUAUUAAUUGAUGUGGUUGAUUUAGGCACUUUAAAGAUUUAUAAAGGAGUGGAUACCAUUAUAUAUUUUUUGUUGAUUUUUCUUUACUGUUGUUUGGGGUAUUGAAUGAAUUGAAGCAAUAGAUCAUUUUGACUUUUUAUGUUAAGGUUUCAUAAUUGUACCUGGAACACUAUAAAUGUUUUUGAAUGUUGUUUCAAGGGAAAGUUCACCAAAAAAUGAAAAUUAUGUCAUUUUUUUCACUCUCAUGUUGUUACAAAACUGAAUACAUUUCUUUGUUCUGAUUUUUCCUACUGUGGAAGUGAAUGGGGCUCAUGAUUGGAUUGAUUAUAAACAUUCCUCAAAAUAUAUUUUUUCAUUGUCAUCAGAACAAAUAAAUUUAUACAGGUUUGUGAAAAAAUGAGAGUGAAAAAAUGAUGACACAUUUUAUUUUUAUUUUUGAUUGAACUAUCCCUUUAACAGUUUGUUUGUACGUUUAUGUAUGGCUCAAAAUGUGUGUUCAUAAAACAAAUACAGAAAUAAAUACUGCUGAUAUUUAAAGCAUGCUUGAAACUACACUAUAUGCAGCUGUUAGUGCGGACACAGGCAAAACUUUUCUAAACACCUUUCAAUAUAUAAAAAUAAAGUAUAUUUAAUUG
Paramisgurnus dabryanus is the source of this 2833-nucleotide messenger RNA. RefSeq names its product Golgi resident protein GCP60. NCBI's taxonomy places the organism in Eukaryota, Metazoa, Chordata, Actinopteri, Cypriniformes, Cobitidae. The record is from RefSeq and is a predicted model, not a curated record. Gene Ontology annotation, cellular component: Golgi membrane. Gene Ontology annotation, molecular function: fatty-acyl-CoA binding.